ACCAAUAGCGGCCGGCCUCGGAAUUACACCCCUCCAAUCAUGAAGAGGUAGGCGUGUACGAAAGAUUAGUGCGGAAUCGCGCUGUAUAUUUUAUUGAUAAUCUGAUUUCUGGAUUGUUUUUAUAAACGUACUGCUGUCGCAAUGGUUUACCACUCGCUGGCGUUACCCAUGAUCUGCUUUACCACGCUGUGGGGUUUGGUGGGAAUUGUAGCCCCGUUUUUGGUACCGAAAGGGCCGAACAGAGGUGUCAUCAUAACCAGUUUGGUGCUGACUGCGGUUUGCUGCUAUUUAUUCUGGUUAAUAGCUAUACUGGCUCAAGUAAACCCUCUAUUUGGACCUCAGCUCAAGAAUGAGACCAUUUGGUAUCUCCGAUACUUUUGGGAGUAAAUGGAGUACAGGUGCAUUGUUUUCCAGUUCCAGUUGGACCAUUUGUUUCAUCAGGCAUUUAUCUUAAAAUCACUAUUAUAAUCAUUCAAAUCCACGAAAUAAUGUAAAAAAUAAAGUUGAACAGCCCUGCGUACCUACUUUUUAUUAUGGUUAAGUGAAACUCCAAUUGGAAGAUUUAUGUGUGUCCUGAAAUUAAUAUUUAUUUUAAUUUUAUAGAUCAAUUAAAUGUAUUCAAUCAAACAUGUCUAAAUAUAGUAAUUGUAAAAUACGAUACAUCUUAUAAUAAGUAUGAACAAUAUGAAAUGUUAAAGUGAUGUUCUUGUAAUGUGCAUUGCAUUUAAAGAAACAGACAUGUCAAGUAAUGUUAGUCUAUUUUUAUUGUGUAUAAUGGUCCUCACUUGCCUCUGUGACAUACUUUAUUCAGGUGUGUUUAUUAUAUGUUAAAAGUAUUUAUUUAUUGUCAUUUUUGUUUGCAAAUGUGAUGGAUGUUUUGUUUUUUUCAUUGUAUGUGAGUAUGAAAGUUGAUGUAUAAGACUAAGAAAAUAAAACUGAAGUGAAAACAGCCUA
Molecule: messenger RNA, 954 nt
Organism: Misgurnus anguillicaudatus (oriental weatherfish)
Lineage: Eukaryota; Metazoa; Chordata; Actinopteri; Cypriniformes; Cobitidae
Source: RefSeq, a predicted model, not a curated record